Marasmius oreades (fairy-ring Marasmius) is the source of this 1589-nucleotide messenger RNA. RefSeq lists its product as uncharacterized. The record is from RefSeq and is a predicted model, not a curated record. The transcript has 5 exons. The coding region runs from base 6 to 1451 and encodes 481 amino acids. Lineage: Eukaryota; Fungi; Basidiomycota; Agaricomycetes; Agaricales; Marasmiaceae.
UCCUGAUGCCCCCUUUCACCCAUGAUUUUGGUGUGCUACAUUCACCAUCCCACCCAUCUUCUCCUCACCACCCAUCUUCUCCCUCACCUUCUUCACCCGCUUCCAAUAUACCGGCGUCUGUUCUUCCCACUAUUCCACCUGCCAUUGAUCCACUUCCGCUGCCCAGUAUAGAGGGAAUCGGUGAGGAUUCUGUUGGAGAUCAGUCCAAUGAGCAUCAUUCCUUCGAGGUCGAUGCUGUCCCUGCGGCAACUACACGCUCAAGAAUGGGGGAGGCCGAAAAGGCGUUGAAGGGCAAAACCCGAACGGAGUGCAUCAACACCGCUCUUGUCGAUUACUUGAACGAUACGGAGCAGCCCGAGAUCUGCAAAAUUGCAUUGGAGCACAAGGUCAACGUUCGAAGGGUCCAGCAGCUACAGGGUCGGGUGACAUCUCUCAAAAAUCGCAAAGCACCCAGUGCAUACAAUGCCGUGUACAGGAAGAAAGCCCAGGAGCUCAACAUAGGUGUCGCUAAAGGCCAUAGGGCAGGCCCUAAGGAAAUUCAUGCUGCUGUCAAGGCUGAUGAGGAGCUUCAAGAAAUACUUCAAGAUCCUGUCCUCUCGAAGGAGCUUCAAGAAGAUAUGGAAGCUACUAGAGACGAGAGGAUUCGCGGUGCGAGAUUCUCCAACAAGGCCGCCGCUACCGACGCAGUCAGAACACUCACUCGCAUUACACAAGAGGUGAAUGAUCUCUCAAGUCGUACAGGUGCCUGCGCCUUUGGUUUUAUCACCAGAGGAGGCUAUGACUCCAGUAUAGAAGGCGGAUUCUUCGCUCGCGGCCCGGUUCAAGAGUUCCUACAGCAGUGUUUCCACAUAUCCAUAUGGGACUUUGUGAGUAUGGCGGAGGGUUUCUUUUGCAAGGAGGAAAAGCUUCAGAGAAAAGGGCCAAACGGCAAAGACAUCAAGAGUAAGCUGGCUCAAAUGAUUACCGAACGCUUUCGAGAGAUAACCGGUGGUAAAGGGAUGGUGGUGAACUAUGUUCACUACAAGUCCCAGGUCGUCGAAAAAUUCAAGGUUCAUAUCGUUGGGUGGCCCGAGAACGGGCCGUCAAUUAUGAGCCCAUACAGCCUACCCAUGGCAGAUGCUCGGAUGAUUUACGACUUGUGGAGGACCAACUCUUGCCAAUGGAAGAAGAUGUCAGCCGCUGAAUACAAGGCCUUCGUUACUGAAAUUAACAAACUUCGCGAAGAUGGAGCUGAUGUGGACCCUCAGCGUACUAAGCGGAGUGACUACGGCGGUACCCAUAAGAGAAAGUAUGCGGAGGACACUGGGGGAUCAAGGAAAAGGCUUAGGACUGGUGGAAGCACAACUGGCAAGGCAGCUUCGGAGAAAUCAAAGGGACACAAGAGUAAGGAAACUAUCUCUGACUCUGAUUCAGGCUCCGAGAGUGGUGAGGAAGAGGGAUGUGUGCCUUAGGUAACUGGCUGUCGCUGACAAGGGUUUUUCUAUGUUUUUUUCAUGGACAGAGUAUAUAUUAUGUUCUUUAUGUGCAUGUCCUGUGUUUUUGAUAGAAAAAGCCUGUCAAUUAGAAGCAAUACACUGUUUCUAUUGUUC